AUGGCGGCAGCCACCGACGGCGAUUCUGCGUACCUACGACAACUCCUCCUCCAAAACUCCAAGAAGACGCGAGCGCUUUUCGCGGGCGGCGUCGUCCCAGAUGCACCAGUGAUACAGACUUCGAUUCCUGAGAGGAAGCGUAAGGUAGAUGCGACCAGCACACAACUGGUGCGGGCGAAGAGGGCAGAUCAGAAGAGGGCUGCGGCAGCUCCAGGGGCGCCACGGACACCAGGAACGCAACUAUCAUCAGUGCUUUCUACCGACAAUACCAGGAGGAUCCAGGUCGCCCAGCAGGCGAAACCAGAAUGGCAUGCGCCAUGGAAGCUGAUGCGUGUUAUAUCCGGCCAUCUGGGCUGGGUGCGGAGCUUGGCGGUUGAACCGAACAAUCAAUGGUUUGCCAGUGGUGCGGGGGACAGGACGAUCAAGAUCUGGGAUCUGGCGACGGGAGGACUGAAGCUCACGCUGACGGGGCAUAUUUCCACAGUCAGGGGUCUGGCUGUUUCGCCGAGACACCCGUAUCUGUUCUCGUGUGGUGAGGAUAAGAUGGUGAAGUGCUGGGAUCUGGAAACCAACAAGGUCAUUCGACACUACCACGGACAUUUGAGCGGCGUCUACACCUUAGCCCUUCACCCGACACUCGACGUCCUGGUUACGGGUGGACGAGAUGGUGUUGCUCGAGUGUGGGAUAUGCGGACACGAAGCAACAUCCACGUUUUAGCUGGGCAUAAGGGAACGGUUGCAGACGUUAAAUGUCAAGAGGCGGAUCCGCAGGUCAUAACCGGGUCUCUCGAUUCUACUGUCCGCCUGUGGGAUUUGGCCGCCGGUAAGACUAUGGGAGUUCUAACGCACCACAAGAAGGGUGUAAGGGCUCUUGUAACUCAUCCGAAGGAGUUCACAUUUGCGUCGGGCAGCACUGGUAGCAUCAAGCAGUGGAAGUGCCCCGAGGGAGCGUUCAUGCAGAGCUUUGAGGGGCAGAAUGCCAUUAUCAAUACUUUGAGCGUCAACGAAGACAAUGUGUUGUUCUCGGGAGGUGAUAAUGGAUCGAUGGGCUUCUGGGAUUGGAAAACGGGACACCUUUACCAGUCGCUGGAUACGACGGCUCAGCCGGGAUCUUUGGACGCUGAGGCUGGAAUAAUGAGCUCCACGUUCGAUAAGACUGGAUUGAGAUUGAUUUGCGGAGAGGCAGACAAGACUAUAAAAAUAUGGAAGCAAGAUGACCAAGCGACACCAGAGUCUCACCCCUUAGAUUGGAAGCCAACUCUGGGACGCCAAAAAUACUGA
This is a messenger RNA of Pseudogymnoascus destructans, 1281 nucleotides long. It is a transcript of the gene PRP46, whose product is annotated as pre-mRNA-splicing factor prp46. Gene Ontology annotation, biological process: mRNA splicing, via spliceosome. Gene Ontology annotation, cellular component: precatalytic spliceosome; catalytic step 2 spliceosome; Prp19 complex. Bases 1 to 1281 code for a protein of 426 amino acids. The record is from RefSeq and is a predicted model, not a curated record. Gene Ontology annotation, molecular function: protein binding. The transcript is spliced from 2 exons. Lineage: Eukaryota; Fungi; Ascomycota; Leotiomycetes; Thelebolales; Thelebolaceae.